UCUGUCAAACUCAAAUGAGUCAGAUUUGUAAAGCAGAUUGUAUCGCCCAGUGUUUUAAUUUAAAGUGUUUUUAAAUGUAAAUAAAGAUGCCAGUGCGUGUGGACAUCGCUCCUCCUCCGCCAGCAAAUUCUAAACAACCUGGCUUAACUAAAUCCCUUUUAUAUAAUGGGUCGAAAUUCCACGGCCAUCAGAAGUCUAAAGGGAAUUCGUACGAAGUCGAAGUCGUUUUGCAGCAUGUAGACGAGGAGAAUUCUUAUUUAUGUGGGUAUCUAAAAAUAAAAGGACUUACUGAAGAGUUUCCCACUUUGACAACAUUUUUUGAUGGGGAAAUAAUAUCUAAAAAAUAUCCUUUUCUUACGAGAAAAUGGGAUGCUGAUGAAGAUGUCGACAAAAAACACUGGAGUAAAUUUGAAUCGUUCUCGAAAUACUCAAAAACAUUUAAUACUGAUAGUUUUGAUUAUGAUGCUUUAGCAAAUACAGAUUACGUAUUUAUGAGAUGGAAGGAGCACUUCUUGGUACCUGAUCAUACAAUUAAAGAUAUAAAUGGAGCAUCAUUUGCUGGAUUUUAUUAUAUAUGUUUUCAGAAAAGCGCUGCUACUAUAGAAGGAUAUUAUUAUCAUCGAAGUUCUGAAUGGUAUCAGUCCCUUACCUUAAGUCAUGUACCCGAAAACAGUAUUCAAAUUUAUGAAUUUAGAUGAGCCCCUUCAACAAAUGAAAGCAAUAUCACACAUCAUUUACUUCGAACAAUAGUGCUAUAAUAGACAAAGUUACAUGUGCUUGUACGAUAUAAUUUUAAAUGAGCAAUGUUAUCAAAAAGACUCUCUCCAUGGACGCAUCAUUGGUUUGUCGAUUUAUUUAAUUUAUUUUUGUACUGAUAUGAUUUCUAUUUUAGUUUGUUUCAUAAUCAUAGAAUUAUUCAUUAUCCUUGCAAAGAUGUUAUAAAUUAUGAUAGCAUUUUUAUAAUGCGUAAUUAUUAGGUAAUUAUAUAUUAUAUGUGUAAGUCAAUAGAGAAAUUAAUAUAUUAUGUGACACAUUAUU
This is a messenger RNA of Ctenocephalides felis (cat flea), 1038 nucleotides long. Its product is annotated as glucose-induced degradation protein 4 homolog. Gene Ontology annotation, cellular component: GID complex; extrinsic component of membrane. Gene Ontology annotation, biological process: proteasome-mediated ubiquitin-dependent protein catabolic process; negative regulation of gluconeogenesis; protein catabolic process in the vacuole. Lineage: Eukaryota; Metazoa; Arthropoda; Insecta; Siphonaptera; Pulicidae. The coding region runs from base 87 to 698 and encodes 203 amino acids. The record is from RefSeq and is a predicted model, not a curated record. The transcript is spliced from 6 exons.